UCAAAGUGAAAAUACACAUGUAAACCCUGGCGUUUGCAGAAGAUGAAAGACAUCGACAUAGGAAAAGAGUACAUUAUACCCAGUCCUGGGUAUAGAAGUGUGAGGGAGAGAGCUAACUCGGUGCAGCAUGAAGAACAGGAAGGGUCAAAAUUUCAGCAUGCUAAACAUAAGAUAGAAUGCCAGGAUGCCUUAGAAGCAGCGGCUCGCGCAGAGGGCCUUCCGCUGGACACCUCCAUACACUCCCAGCUGAGAAUACUGGAUGAAGAGCAUCACAAGGGCAAAUACCACCAUGGCCUGAAUGCGCUGAAACCCAUACGGACUACUUCCAAACACCAGCACCCUGUUGAUAAUGCUGGGCUUUUCUCCUGUAUGACCUUCUCCUGGCUCACUCCUUUGGCCCACAAAGCAUACAAAAAAGGGGAAUUGUUUAUGGAUGAUGUAUGGUCUUUGUCAAGGCAUGAGUCUUCAGAUGUCAACUGUAGAAGGCUGGAGAGGUUGUGGCAGGAAGAACUGAAAGAAACUGGGCCUGAUGAUGCUUCCCUACGGAGGGUCGUGUGGAUAUUCUGCCGCACCAGACUCAUCAUUUCCAUAGUGUGUCUGAUGAUCACGCAGCUCGCAGGUUUUAGUGGACCAGCGUUCGUUGUGAAACAUCUCUUGGAAUAUACGCAGCAGAGUGAGUCCAACCUGCAGUACAGCUUGUUUUUAGUUUUUGGCAUCUUUAUGACGGAAAUAGUGCGAUCCUGGUCCCUUGCACUAACCUGGGCUUUAAAUUACCGCACGGGGGUUAGACUGCGUGGAGCUAUCUUGACAAUGGCAUUUAAGAAAAUUCUCAAACUGAAGAAUAUCAAGGAGAAGUCUCUGGGAGAGCUCAUAAACGUAUGUUCCAAUGACGGUCAAAGGAUGUUUGAAGCUGCAGCAGUUGGCAGUUUGUUGGCUGGGGGCCCUAUUGUGGCCAUCUUAGGAAUGGUUUAUAACGUGAUCGUUCUGGGUCCAACAGGCUUCUUGGGCUCUGCUGUCUUCAUCCUUUUCUACCCAGCAAUGAUGUUUGUAUCACGCCUCACGGCUUAUUUCAGAAGAAAAUGUGUAUCAACAACAGAUGAACGUGUGCAGAAGAUGAAUGAAGUUCUUAAUUAUAUUAAGUUCAUUAAAAUGUAUGCCUGGGUCAAAGCAUUUUCUCAGAAUGUUCAAAAAAUUCGGGAGGAAGAACGUAAAAUCUUAGAGCGUGCGGGCUACUUCCAGAGCAUCACUGUGGGUGUGGCUCCCAUAGUUGUAGUUAUUGCCAGUGUGGUGACGUUUUCUGUCCAUAUGAUCCUUGGCUACGAUCUUACAGCAGCUCAGGCAUUCACAGUGGUCACUGUCUUUAAUUCAAUGACUUUUGCUCUAAAAGUAACACCUUUCUCAGUGAAGUCUCUGUCUGAGGCAUCUGUUUCUGUUGACAGAUUUAAGAGUUUAUUUCUAAUGGAAGAGGUUCAUAUGAUAAAGAAAAAACCAGCCAAUCCUCAUACCGCGAUAGAGGUGAAAAAUGCUACCUUGGCUUGGGACUUCUCCCACGCCAGCGUCCAGAGCUCACCAAAGUUGACCCCCAGAGUGAAAAAAGACAAGAAGGUCACAAAGGGCAAGAAAGAGAAAAUGAAGCUGCAGAAUGAGGGACAGCAAGCUGUGCUGGCAGAGCAGAAGGGCCAUCUUCUAGUGGACAGUGAUGACCAUCCUAGCCCUGAAGAGGAGACCAAAAUCAUCCACCUGGUUAACCUUCGGCUUCAGAGGACUCUCUACAACAUUGACUUGGAGAUAGAAAAGGGAAAACUGGUUGGAAUUUGUGGCAGUGUGGGGAGUGGAAAAACUUCACUUAUUUCAGCUAUUUUAGGACAGAUGACUCUGCUGGAGGGUAGCAUUGCAGUAAGUGGAACAUUUGCUUACGUGGCCCAGCAGGCCUGGAUUCUCAAUGCUACGCUUAGAGACAACAUUCUCUUUGGAAAGGAAUAUGAUGAAGAAAGAUAUAAUACUGUGUUGAAUGGUUGCUGUCUGAGACCUGACCUAGCCAUCCUUCCAAAUGGGGACCUGACAGAGAUCGGUGAACGAGGGGCUAACCUGAGUGGAGGACAACGUCAGAGAAUCAGUCUGGCUCGAGCACUGUACAGUGAUAGGAGCAUUUAUAUCCUUGAUGAUCCCCUUAGUGCCUUAGAUGCUCAUGUGGGAAAUCACAUUUUUAACAGUGCAAUAAGGAAGCACCUGAAGGCAAAGACUGUCCUUUUCAUCACUCAUCAGCUUCAGUAUCUUGUUGAUUGUGAUGAGGUGGUUUUCAUGAAAGAAGGCUGCAUUACUGAGCGAGGAAGUCAUGAGGAACUGAUGAAUUUAAAUGGUGACUAUGCAACCAUUUUUAAUAACCUACAGCUGGGAGAAACACCACAUAUUGAGAUUAAUAUAAAGAAGAACACAAACAGUUCACUGAAAAGACCCCAGGAUAAAAGUACCAAAGCAGGGUCUGUGAAGAAGGAGAAAGUUGUGAAGAAGGAAGAGGGCCAAUUGGUGCAGUUGGAAGAGAAAGGCAAAGGCUCUGUCCCCUGGUCUGUUUACGGCAUCUACAUUCAGGCAGCUGGGGGCCCCUUUGCGUUCCUCAUCAUCAUGGCGCUCUUUGUGCUGAAUGUGGGCAGCACAGCUUUUAGCAACUGGUGGCUGAGUUUCUGGAUCAAGCAAGGCAGUGGAAACACCACUGUGACGUUGGGAAAUGACACUGUCAUAAGCAACAGUAUGAAAGAUAACCCUCACAUGCAUUACUAUGCUGGCAUCUAUGCUCUGUCUAUGGCAGUCAUGUUGAUCCUGAAAGCUGUUCGUGGCGUUGUCUUUGUAAAGGUAGGUGCCAGCACUACCUAUUGCUUUUCUUCUGCUCCCCCUCUUUCCCCUCCCCACGACUUCUGCGUAUCCAGAACUGGCUGUCAUUGUGGUGGUUCUUUGGGUCACCACCCAGAGAUACUUCUGAACCUGAGGAAGUCAGGUUGUGGGUUGCAAGAUUGCCAUCAAGUCACUUCUUGGGGCUGCGUCGCGUUUGCGGUUAAACCUCUGCUUGAAUCAAUGAAUAGCUUCCUUCUGCUGCCUGGAAACCCAGAAUGCAAGAAAAGAGCUAUACUUACAGUUCAAGAGAGACUAUCAGUGGAAUGUUUUGUUGCUCAGGGGAGGGGCAGUAAUGUGAAGGCAAAGACCCUUUUCCCCAUGAAGUUCUUUGACACUACACCGACUGGACGGAUUCUCAACAGAUUUUCCAAAGACAUGGAUGAGGUUGAUGUUCGUUUGCCAUUUCAAGCUGAAAUGUUCAUCCAGAACGUCAUCCUUGUGUUCUUCUGUGUGGGAGUGAUUUCUGGAGUUUUUCCCUGGUUCCUGGUGGCAGUGGGGCCCCUCGUCGUCCUGUUCACAGUUCUGCAUGUCGUGUCUAGAGUUUUUAUUCGAGAGCUGAAGCGUCUGGACAACAUCACACAAUCUCCAUUUCUGUCUCACAUUACAUCUAGUAUACAGGGUCUCUCCACAAUCCAUGCCUAUCACAAAGGACAGGAAUUCCUGCACAGGUAUCAGGAGCUGCUAGAUGACAAUCAGGCACCGUUUUACCUGUUCAGCUGUGCAAUGCGCUGGCUGGCUGUACGACUGGACAUUAUCAGCAUUGCUCUCAUUACAACCACUGGCCUUAUGAUUGUCUUAAUGCAUGGCCAGAUUCCUCCUGCCUAUGCUGGGCUAGCUAUCUCGUAUGCUGUGCAGUUAACAGGGUUAUUCCAGUUUACAGUCAGACUUGCCUCAGAAACAGAAGCUCGCUUCACCUCAGUGGAGAGGAUUGAUCACUACAUCAAGACUCUUUCCUUGGAAGCUCCCGCUCGAAUUAAGAAUAAAACCCCUCCUCUGGACUGGCCCCAGGAAGGUGAAGUUGUUUUUGAAAAUGCAGAGAUGCGUUACCGAGAGAACCUCCCUCUAGUGCUGAAGAAAGUGUCCUUUACCAUCAAACCAAAGGAAAAGAUUGGCAUUGUGGGACGGACAGGCUCAGGGAAAUCAUCUCUUGGAAUGGCACUCUUUCGUCUGGUUGAACUGUCUGGAGGGUGCAUUAAAAUUGAUGGAGUGAAAAUAAAUGACAUUGGUUUAGCAGAUCUUCGCAGCAAACUCUCAAUAAUUCCUCAGGAACCUGUGCUGUUCAGUGGCACUGUGAGGUCAAACUUGGAUCCUUUCAAUCAAUACAGUGAGGAACAAAUCUGGGAUGCUUUGGAAAGGACUCACAUGAAGGAAUGUGUUGUCCAGCUGCCCAUGAAACUUGAAUCGGAAGUGAUGGAAAACGGGGAAAACUUCUCAGUUGGAGAGAGACAGUUACUGUGCAUAGCUAGAGCUCUGCUGCGCCGCUGCAAGAUUUUGAUACUGGAUGAAGCUACAGCUGCUAUGGACACAGAGACUGACUUACUGAUUCAGGAGACUAUCAGAGAGGCAUUCGCAGACUGUACUAUGCUGACAAUUGCUCACCGCCUGCAUACUGUACUGGGCUCUGAUCGGAUCAUGGUGCUAACACAAGGACAGGUAGUGGAAUUCGACACGCCGUCUGCCCUUCUGGCCAAUGAGAACUCACGCUUCUAUGCUAUGUUUGCUGCUGCGGAGAACAAGGUUGCUGUCAAGGGCUAAAAUUCAGGGCAAAGUCACUCUUAUUUUGGAGGGCUCCACUCCCUGCCUAUGGCAGGCCAGCUCUUCUUCCUCCUUAUCCUUCAAGCAGAUUAUUGCCUUUUCAUCUUUUAAUUUUUAGCACAAUGUGUCAAGCCAGAGAGUUUUUAAAACCCUGUCAGAAGAAGAAUUCUUCAUGGUUUUAUUACUGUAUUUAUUCCAUAAUCAUAUUACUACAUUUUUUUGGUUAUUAAAUGCACUCUACAAAUGGCUCAGGGAGCCAUAGUUAUAAAUGUAUCAGAGGCCUAUAAUGAAGCUUUAUACAUGUAGCUAUAUCUAUACAUAAUUCUGUAUAUAGCCUAUAUUUACAGUGGAAAUGUAAGCUGUUUAUUUUAUAUUAAAAUAAGCACUGUAUUAAUAACAGUGCAUAUUAUUUUCUAUCAUUUUUGUACAGUUUAUGGUACCAGAGAUCUGGCUUUGUUAUCAGACUGUGUAAGACACCAUUUUUGUCUCUUACAGUUGGUCUUUUCCUAGUGCCAGAUUUUCUGCGUGUCUGAGUGGAAGUGAAGCUUUGCAAUAGUGUCUUUUAUUGUCCCAUCAUUGUUGUCUAGCGCAGGGGAGAAGAGCUCUGUUGUGUAACUCUAUUGCAUUGUAAUUUAUCAAAGCUAUUUGGAGCAUUGCUAAUGUUCACCAUGGCAGCAGCUGCUGCUUCCCAUGAUGCUUUCCCAAAGCAGGGUUUUGGUGAUCUCCUGAGUGGUCUGGGGAGAGAACCACUUCUGGGUCACGUUAAGGCCUCAUUUUCUCAGUGUUCUGAUACAGUAUUUUUUUUUUUUUACUGUAUCAGCAGGGUUUAUUUUAAAACAAGCGAACCCAAGCUCUUCCUGCUUCGCUGAUCCAACACGUGACCAGAAUCUAAAUGUUCAUGGAAUGAGCUAUAACAAAUUAAUCAUAAGGUUCAAAUCAUACCCUGUAUGCUAGCAGGAAAGCCUUUUCAGAGUUGCUGUAGCUGACUGCCUCUUUUAUCUUGAAUCUGCUAAUGUUCCUCAGAGGUUUAGGUUGGCUUUCACUGGCAUGGGUAACACUAACCCGUUGUUCUGCUCACUUAUGCUAAGGUUAAAUUACAUCAAUAUUUCCUGUUUCUUUAUUGCACACUGGUUAAGGAAACAGUCC
Struthio camelus australis is the source of this 5790-nucleotide messenger RNA. The record is from RefSeq and is a predicted model, not a curated record. NCBI's taxonomy places the organism in Eukaryota, Metazoa, Chordata, Aves, Struthioniformes, Struthionidae.